This is a messenger RNA of Pseudogymnoascus verrucosus, 1569 nucleotides long. RefSeq lists its product as uncharacterized. Bases 283 to 1569 code for a protein of 428 amino acids. Lineage: Eukaryota; Fungi; Ascomycota; Leotiomycetes; Thelebolales; Thelebolaceae. The record is from RefSeq and is a predicted model, not a curated record. The transcript is spliced from 2 exons.
GAGAGUUAUGUGAGCGAUGCAGUGACCAGUUUUAGAGCCCAUAAGCCAUGCAGAUCGAAAUUGCGCGCCAAUCAAACACUCACUUCGUGGAGCGAUCCUCCUUUUCCUCGUUCUGGCGAAGAUAUAUCGACCGCGCGACACCACGAUAAAGAACGCGCUCUAACAGCAUCUAGUAUUGAAGCGGAGAAAUAUUUGGAAUGAUAAUUUGAUUACAAGCAUCUACGCUGAAUACCUUCGCAGCUAUUUAGGGGUUGGCCUAAGGGCCAUCAGGAGACGCAAACAAUGACAACCAUCACCGCUGGUGGAAACAAGAUCACCAUCCCCUCAUGGACGACCUCGACAAAUCUAGGCCCACUGCCUACUACUGCCUUUCCAAGCGAUUGCCUCAAUAACUUCUGGAACUUCAAUACACCUGGCCUGGGGAUGCCAUGGACGCAGAUGACACAAGGCUGCGCUGCAAAAACCUGUUGCCCAUCUGGCAAUGUCUACACCGAGCCAUGGGCGUGGAUGACGAGCUACUACUCCCCGGGCGUAUGUCCAUCGCAAUACCGCUCAUGUAGUGGUCCACCGGCCCCAUCAGCCCUGAGCUCUGCUCCUGGCGAGACCAUUGCUUUCUGCUGUCCAACCAACUAUAACUGCCCAAAUACUGUGGGUGAAGGCGGCUUCUUUCAGUAUUGUCAGAGUCUCCUCUCGACACCAACAACCGUGAUAGUGGUUGAUAACAUAUUCGACCAAAAGACUCUCUCCACCUCCUCGUGGACGCCAGCUUCGGGGCUUCCAUCGUCCUGGCAAGCUGUAUAUCCGAUUCAAGUUCGUAUCAGGGCGAACGAGGUGAUUCCGACGGCCACGUCGACUACAGAGACAAACAGCGCCUCGCCAACGGGCACCCAGCCGCCAACAGAGACCAAUUCCAACCCAGCCCAGACGUCUUCAGAUACUUCAUCAUCGUCUAGCUCUUCUACCCCAGUUGGUGCCAUUGUCGGGGGAGUAAUUGGCGGUUUGGCCCUACUAUGCAUCAUCGCAGCCUUUGCGAUAUGGAUGGUCAUCCGCGCCCGCAACCAGAGACGAAACAACCCCCCUCUACCCCCAUACAACCCCCAACAAUCUGGUCCAUACAACAAUGGCGGAGGAGCUGGUCCUAUUCUAGGUGGCAUACCCGACAAAGGCGUCAUUCAGCCACUGCUCGGAUAUAGACCACCCGAGCUUCAAAACCAAGCAAUCGUACACGGUCCAUCCGAGCUUCAAAAUCAGGCAAUUAUACAAGGACCACCUGAACUUCAAGGCCAGGCAGUUGCACAAGGCCCACUAGAGCUUCAAAAUCAAGCAAUCGUACAAGGCCCACCCGAACUUCAAGGGCAGACGGUAGCACAGGGCCCACUAGAGCUUCAAAACCAAGCAAUAUCUCAGUUGCACAGCCAACACAGGGUCCCAGAGCUCUCAGAAGCUCCCUCAUCGGCACCACCUCCGCAACACAUUCAAGGGCAGUGGCAGUUCCAACCACAGAUGCAGGAGAUGUGGGCGCCUAUUGUACCACCUAAUUCGAACCCGCAAGGUUCACAUUCUGCUUAG